Molecule: messenger RNA, 1465 nt
Organism: Podospora pseudopauciseta
Lineage: Eukaryota; Fungi; Ascomycota; Sordariomycetes; Sordariales; Podosporaceae
Exons: 3
Coding region: 1010-1465 (151 amino acids)
Source: RefSeq, a predicted model, not a curated record
CUUUUGCACAUUAUGCGAUGCCACACCCACUCUGUAUGUGUCAUGUUCAAGGUUCGUAAUGGGCAAAAUCCGGGUCGAGUCAAAAUGGGCAAUGUUGACUUCUCGGAGAGAAAUCCGAUCUGCAAAAGGGCCUAAUUGCCCUAAAAGACCCAAAUGGGAGAUUCCCAGUCAUUGGCGCCGUUGGGAAGUGCCGUUCCAAUGGGAUUUCCAAUUCCAGCAUAGGACAAUUCGGUUCGCAAUCAGGCCAUGGGUCGCAAGGCUUCAAGAUGGCUGUCGUCUGAUCGAUGGUGGGGUUGAUGGAGUGGCCCGCACAAGCCAACUGAGGAACAGGGAGCUCUGCAGUCCAGAUUCCUGGAAAUCGAUCAAGGGUCUAGAACGUUUAAACGUCUCCGCCCUUCUCCUCCCAGUCCCCGCAAGUCACGUCACAAACAAGGGUCUGUUCUCGGCACGAUAUUUCCAGAGGAACCUGCAAGUCAACAAAUUCCAUCCCAUCCUAACCCAACAUCUUCAUCUUGAGCCGAAUGCGAACAACUCCGGACCAUACGGAGUACAUACCUACCUGCCGUCUGAACCUGCUGGAUCGUGUCCCCCCUUCUGUCAAAUUCAACUCCGGCACGUGGACUGUUGAGGACAAGUGCGGUUUACGAGGCUACGGCCAGCGCCCACAGACAAAAGGCAAAGCCAAGCUCCAACAACACACCUGCGCUGAGCCAAGCCUUGUGGGGAGCUGUCGCAAAAGCGCUCGACACCCAGUCAUCGCCCAAAACGCCAUAGCCUUGCUGCAAAAAUCGUACGUUUGUCUGAGAGGAGUCUGUUGGUGUCAAGCAUUUGCGGUUUCAACAGGGCACAUCGGCAGCACCGACUACGGAACCGCUGUUCCAGCUGCUGCGCUAUUGAACUUUGGACCAUCACAAACCUCGCGGCCAUUUUUCGGUGGAUAUCGCGGCGUCGGCCUUUGUUUCUUACCAAAACUCACUCACUCUACAAUUUCCUGAUAUCAAUACCGAACAUGGCGUCGCCGAACUCCCCACCCGAGAACGGUGCCUCCGAGACGGAGCCGCCUCGGAAUGAGAAUUCGUCAUCUUCGUCGUCGUCGUCGCCGCUCCCCUCAGCGUCGGUUGGUGAGAACUUGGCGCAGGAAUUUGUCCACAUCCGCUCUUUACAUCCGAAAAGCUUCGGCACUCCAGUCCAACUCCUGGCCACGAGGGAGGAAGAGAAACCACAGUUCAAGGACGACGAGAUCAGUCUUUACUAUGGCAUAUCGCCCGAUCUGGACGGUGGUCCCGCAGAGCACAGAUCGGGCGAGCAGACUGCCACGGCGUUGGAGAACGACCUGACCAAGUUAGAAAGCAAGUUGGAUGAGAUUUUGGCCUCGCUGGGGGUCAACAUUGACGACCUGGAGGAGGGGGAGGACUCCACCAAGGCCGACAAGAAGAGCAACGGGGAGGUCGACGGCAAGAAGUGA